AUGUUGGAAAGACGCUACGUAGAUGACAUCUACGGUGGAGCAGACAACGAAGAAGACGCUAUCAGAGUUGCAGUGCAAACAAAAGCACUGUGCGCAGCAGGCUGCUUCCCGCUUGCCAAAUGGGCUAGCAAUAGUCCAAGACUACUCGCUGAAGUCGCUUCAGAAAAGCAGCUAGAAAUACCGCUUAAAGAAAUCAGUGAUGCAUCAGUUAAGGUCCUGGGCAUGUACUGGAAUUCAAACACUGACGCUCUCCAGUUCAAGUACACGCUACCGCCAGAGACACCUAAAACAAAAAGAACUAUUUUGUCUGAAAUCGCUAAGCUGUAUGACCCGCUAGGACUUCUCGCACCAAUUGUCGUCAAAGUCAAGAUCUUCAUGCAAGAUCUGUGA
Cotesia glomerata is the source of this 390-nucleotide messenger RNA. RefSeq lists its product as uncharacterized. The transcript has a single exon. NCBI's taxonomy places the organism in Eukaryota, Metazoa, Arthropoda, Insecta, Hymenoptera, Braconidae. The record is from RefSeq and is a predicted model, not a curated record. Bases 1 to 390 code for a protein of 129 amino acids.